GAAUCACUUUUGUCGCCAAGCGCUUGUGUGCCAUCGGCCUCCCAAUGGGACGCUAGCUGGGCAGUCCGAGCCGCGGAGACAGCGGCGCCGAGCCGCGGAGAUGGGAGCAGAUGUCAUGGAAGGCCAGCGCUCCGGGCGUGGAGGUCCCAUGCGAGAGCAAUCUGGCGGCGAUGGCGAAGCUGCGAGGGGCCUCCGCGGAGGAAGCGGCCAGGCUGUUGCAAGCCAUGGCCCGGGUGGAGGCGCAAGUGGACCAUUUCCACUGCGGGCUGAUCAUCGGCAAGGGCUCCUGGCAGCUGGCCCUUCGGGUGCUGAAGAUGAUGCGCGGUAUGUCUGUCCGCGCGGCGGCGUCAACCUUCAACGCGGCUAUGACCGCCUGCGAGAAGCAGAGCCUCUGGCAGCGGGGGUCGUGGUUGCUGCUUCUGGCGCGGCAGCGGGCUGUGGCGCCAGACACGGUGAGCUACAACAUCCGGCUGCGCCGAUCGUGGCCCGGCUGCCUCGCAUCCUUGUCCGAGAUGCGGCAGCUGCUUCUCCAGCCGGAUGAGUUUACCUCGUCUUCCCUGCUGGCGGCUCACAAGGCAGACACGAGCUGGAGACGCGCUGCAAGCCUCCUUAGCCUCAUGACCCAGUUCCAGGUGCGGGUCACGGGCCCGGUGCAGAGCGCCGGCCUCCGCGCCGCCGGCGCCUGGCGCCGCGCCGCCGCGGCGGGCCGCUUCCGCGGCUGUCAUUGGCGCCGC
This is a messenger RNA of Effrenium voratum, 734 nucleotides long. The record is from the annotation of a GenBank genome assembly. NCBI's taxonomy places the organism in Eukaryota, Dinophyceae, Suessiales, Symbiodiniaceae.